This is a messenger RNA of Dichomitus squalens LYAD-421 SS1, 953 nucleotides long. RefSeq lists its product as uncharacterized. Bases 86 to 739 code for a protein of 217 amino acids. Gene Ontology annotation, biological process: mRNA export from nucleus. Lineage: Eukaryota; Fungi; Basidiomycota; Agaricomycetes; Polyporales; Polyporaceae. The record is from RefSeq and is a predicted model, not a curated record. Gene Ontology annotation, cellular component: nucleus. The transcript has 6 exons. Gene Ontology annotation, molecular function: mRNA binding.
ACCCUCUCUGCCACGUCUGUCGCGUUGCCGACCCAUUUUCCAGCCAGAACCACUUCAUCGUCAACCCAGGACACGAAAUUGAGCAAUGGACAAGUCUCUAGAUGAAAUCAUCGCCACCCGCCCCAAGGGCAUCCGUAAAUCGAACCCUCGACGAAACUCGGGAAAGGCGCAAGUCCUUGGUAACUCCAACCCCGCGCCAGCGACGCGUGCUCGCGCGGUGCCCGCCUCCAACGGUGCGAAGACCGUCCCCCCGACUGCCAGCCAACCAGCGGACAAGAUCAUCGUCUCCAACCUACCCCCUGAUGUGAACGAGGCGCAAGUCAAGGAGCUCUUCACCGCCACAGUUGGUCCCCUCAAAGACGUGACUUUGCACUACGACAGCCAGGGUCGUUCAAAGGGAGUUGCCGCAGUGCACUUCUCCAGGCGCGGGGAUGGCACCAAGGCCUUCCAGCAAUACAACAACCGGUUGAUAGACGGCAAACGUCCCAUGAAGAUCGAGAUCGUCGUCGACCCCUCGAAACCCGCCCCCGCUGCUUCGCUGGUGUCCCGGGUGACGCCAGCUGCUGCCGUUCCCGUUGCUGCUGCACCGGUCACCAGGACUGGUGGUCGUCCCAAGCGCGGCCGCGGUGGUGGACGCCGCAAGGGCAAUGAGCGCCCUCAGAAGACCGCGGCAGAUCUCGAUGCUGAGAUGGAAGAUUACACUGCGAGCAAUGCCCCCGCCGCGGCCGCGGCCGCGUAGACAACCCUAGUGUCUUUGGUUCCGCUUGUCGUCAUGUUGUUCUCGGAAAAUCUCUCGCUUCUCGCACUGCGCGGACCGCAUACGUUGUCCGCCCGCUUACACCCACCCUCAUACACAUCCUUUGCUCUCGGUGUACUAUAUACUAUAUUAGCCCACUCAUCAUGCGUAUGUGUCCUCCCUGUCGCUGUUAGCUCGUGCCUCCGCUCAGUAAUCG